Messenger RNA from Amblyraja radiata (thorny skate), 1113 nucleotides. RefSeq names its product putative transmembrane protein INAFM2. Lineage: Eukaryota; Metazoa; Chordata; Chondrichthyes; Rajiformes; Rajidae. The coding region runs from base 222 to 659 and encodes 145 amino acids. The transcript has a single exon. The record is from RefSeq and is a predicted model, not a curated record.
CUCCCCUCUCUGGCUGUUUAUCACAAAGAGACGCUUCAAUCGCUGGCGUGAAGAGGGCAGAGGGGGAGAGCUGGGUUGGAGCAGGUGCUGAGGCAGAGAAGGAGCUGGUACAGCAGGUGCAGGGACCGCGACUGCAGCCCGGAUCCCACGACGCUGACAUGUCCCAGGCGGAGGGCAGCUGAUCGGCCGAGGACGAGGAAGCAGCAGCUGCUGCAGCGGCGAUGAGGGACAAGGAUUUCAACCCCGCCGGGGAUAAAGGCAAGCCGGCCACCUUCACAGGGGACAAGGCGAAGAUGGCUGCGAAGAGCGACAAGAAGUGGGUGCGGCUGGCCACGGUGCUGGCUUAUGUGCUGUCCGUGUCGCUGGCUGCCAUCAUCCUGGCCGUGUACUACAGCCUCAUCUGGAAGCCGGUGAAGCUGAUCAAGCCCCCGCUGCCGACGUCGCCAGCCCAGGAGCAGGAACUGGGAGCCUCCACUGCCUGGCAGACGCCUGAAGCGGGGCCGUGGAGCAGCAGCAGCAGCAGCUGGGGGCAACAACAGGAGGACGGGGAGGAGACGGAGCAGAGCAGCCUGCAGAGCCCGGGGCCGAGCAUCGCCUGGCCGGGCACAACGGCGGCUCCCAACAGCACGGUGUCGCCGGCAGCAAUAACAGCAACAUGAAGCCCGGGACCCCGGUGUGUGUGUGUGGACUAUUGCACCCUAUGCUGCGCCGCCGAGUCCGGCCACAACCCGCCUCAACCACGCCGCCUCGCCUCGCCACACGACUGGACUCUAUUACAAUGCGCAUCGGACUGGGGGCUGCGCUGCUUGUAGAUGCCGUAAUCGCCGUCUUUAAAAAAAUAAUAUUUCUAGGACCAGUUGAUGUUAAAAUGAGGAAUUGUUAUAGUGGGUUUCAUAUUGCUGUAAUAUUCACCUCGUACCUCAUUUAGUGUAUGGAAGGGGAGGGUAACUUAACGUGCCGACUGCACGGCAUGUGAUAACCUCAGGUACGUCGAGAUCUGUAAGAUAUAUCUCUGUACACAGACGACUGCUGUACAGUAGUGAAACUUGUCCCCAGAGUUUUAGUAAUCGUCGAUAUAUUUUUAAAGGAACAAUAAAUGGCUGAAGAUCUGAA